Messenger RNA from Conger conger (European conger), 2624 nucleotides. RefSeq names its product protein Z-dependent protease inhibitor-like. Gene Ontology annotation, biological process: negative regulation of endopeptidase activity; blood coagulation. Lineage: Eukaryota; Metazoa; Chordata; Actinopteri; Anguilliformes; Congridae. Bases 192 to 1370 code for a protein of 392 amino acids. The record is from RefSeq and is a predicted model, not a curated record. The transcript has 5 exons. Gene Ontology annotation, molecular function: serine-type endopeptidase inhibitor activity.
CUGUUCUCUGACGUCGACAAGCUCUUACAGUAUUCUGCUGUUUCAAGCCGAACCCCCACAAUCAGUUAAACAUCAUUCAGACAGUACACAUGCACUUUGUAUCUCCAAAUAGCACAAGGCCGUUUUUGUAUCAGAGUGAAAGACGAGGAGCAGAGAACAGGUAGACAGUAGGAAAAUCAACAACUGAGACAAUGAAGAAGGCACUUCUGUUCCUCCUGGAACUUGGCUUCCUCCUUCAAGUCAUCACCGAAGCCCAGGACAUGAGCUCUGAUGUCACGGUGCUGGCCUCCAAGAACACUGACUUCGCCACAAGCCUGUACCGCGAGAUUUCCAGCGCCAGCGAUGACAACGUCUUCUUCUCGCCCCUUUGCGUGUCGUCGGCCCUUGCCGCACUGUCGAUGGGCGCCCAAGGAAUCACGCGUGAGAAGAUCCUCCAGGGGCUCGGCAUCACCCCGCUGGACCAGGAAGACCAGCCGAAGCGGAUCCCAGAGCUCUUCCAGAAACUGCGGGAAGAGGUGACCAAGAACGAGGGGCUGCAGUACAACCCUACCACCGCCCUGUUUAUCCGCCAGCAGCUGGAUGUGUCGACGGACUACACUCAAGUGAUUAAGCAGUACUUCGGUGCAAAUAUCAGCAAGGUGGACUUCACCAACGCGCAAGUCAGCAAGGCCUCCAUCAAUGAUUAUGUGAAAAGCAAGACGGGGGACAAGGUGAAGGAGGUGGUCAGCACCGUGGAUCCACAGGCCACACUGAUGCUCAUUAGCUCCAUCUUCUUUCAAGGGAACUGGAAGAUCCCAUUUGCUCCCAUGCCAGAGGAGCGUUUCUUUGUCAACAAGUACAAGAUCGUCCAGGUCACCAUGUUGUUCAGUAGUGAGAAGCACUACCUGGCCUACGACCCCACCAUGAAGUUGGGCGUGCUGAAGCUGCCAUACCAGGGUGGCGUGGCCAUGCUUGUCCUCCUACCUGACAAGGAUGUGGACUACACCUCCAUCGAUGAGGUCCUCACAGGAGAUCGCUUCCUUGGCUGGAUCAAAAUGCUGAAGAAAAUCAAACUGGAAGUGGUACUGCCCAUGUUCUCACUCGAACAGUCGUACGCUAUGAAGACCGUCCUGCCUGACAUGGGCAUUUCCAACGUGUUCGAGAGUGCAGACCUCUCCGGACUGAGCGAAGAGCCAAAUCUUAAUCUAUCAGAGAUGAUUCAUAAGGCCGCAAUUGAGGUUAAGAAGUCAGAUAUCUCAGCCAUGGACACCCCAAUGGAUUCUGCACCCCCCCGCCUCACCAUCAACAGGCCCUUUCUCUUUGUCAUCUACCACGAGGCCACCAAUAGCCCACUGUUCAUGGGCAGGGUCAUAGAUCCCACCAAGAAGUAACCGUGCUGUUCGACGGCCUACUGGACAAGACUCUUCAUUAUAAAUUGCUUGCAGUUUCAGCUAAACAUAGGGCUCAUUCCCAUCGCUUGUUUUUCUUUGUUGUCUGGUCCUUGCUAGUGACCUAUAAAUCGAUCUAGGUCCACCAUCUUUAAGGAUAUACGAACCCGUUAAAUGUUCGUUCUAUGAGCUAGAAGUAGAAGUUAGGAACUCCCAAUCUUGCCUUUGCGCAAGUAUUUUUUUGGAAAGUGUGACGUAUAAAUGAUUGACCUGUGGAUCCACCUCCCCUCAUCUGCUACGUCUGUAACUGACGUUUGAAGGAGCCAGGACAUUCCAUUUGCCUAAUUCACAUUUUCUCAAUUUGCCUAAUUCACUUUUUUUUCCCGCCUCUUUUUCUAGCCUCUCCCGACUUUUCCUAGGAGUAGAAAAUAGAGCAAAGAAAAAAAGAGGAGAAUAAUAAGUAAUUGGAAUGAGCUCAUAAUGUUUGCUUUUGUAUGUCAUGCACAUAGGAGUAGAAUAAUGUGUAUCCAUUUCUAACAUCUAUAACUCAUCAAAAGCAGACAAGCCAAUAUGAUCGCUAAAUGGAUGGUCAUUCACAGGUCAUACAUGAGGUAUGCUUGCUGUGUUUUUCAAGACUCUGUCUAUCACUUUUUAAUAGUUUCAUUAUAUAUUAUUAACUAAGUGAAACCAGUGUUUUGAUAGUAUGCCUAUUUUGUUCAUUUGACAUGUGAAAUGAAUUUUUUGUUUAAUUUUCCUAUCCUGAAAAUGACAAAGUUACUAUACUGCCCAUUUGGUAUUGUAGUUUAUACACUGCUUGUAUAGCUUCAUGGGAAUUAUCAUCAUAGUGGUGUGUCUGUUCAGUGUUCUGACAAUCAAAUAUGAUCUUGAAGCAAAUAUUCAUUAUAGACCAGACACAUCAUGUAAGUCCUCCAGACUCCUGUGUUUAGAAAUGGCAUACUUUUCAAGCAAAAUAUUAUUUUCUGGUUUAUAAAGUAAGAUACAUUUUUAUCAUGUGGACUAAUGAAUAGUUAAAAACGUAAAAACGAGAUUGUACAGGGCAGUAAAGAUGAUACACAGGUAUUAUUUAUGGGCUGCUAAAUGUUGGGUUAUUGAAUUCCAGGCUUUUUUUAACACAUGAGGUUUUUAAAGAGGUGUAAACUUUAGCAUUCCUAACUACAUCUUACUUGGAAAUAAGUGAACACAUGCAUGAUGCAGUGUAACAAGAAAUGUUAAAUAAAUGACCUUCUGCUCCACAAA